Nannospalax galili (Upper Galilee mountains blind mole rat) is the source of this 989-nucleotide messenger RNA. RefSeq names its product cytotoxic T-lymphocyte associated protein 4 (gene Ctla4). Lineage: Eukaryota; Metazoa; Chordata; Mammalia; Rodentia; Spalacidae. Bases 1 to 672 code for a protein of 223 amino acids. Gene Ontology annotation, cellular component: external side of plasma membrane; membrane. The record is from RefSeq and is a predicted model, not a curated record. The transcript is spliced from 4 exons. Gene Ontology annotation, biological process: T cell receptor signaling pathway; regulation of T cell proliferation; negative regulation of regulatory T cell differentiation.
AUGACUUUUCUGGGGGUCCAGAGGUAUGACUCUCGACUGGAGCUGCCUUCCAGGACCUGGCCCUAUGUGGUCCUAUUUGCUUUGUUCUUCAUCCCUGUCCUGUCCAAAGCCAUGAAUGUGGCCCAACCUGCAGUGGUACUGGCCAGCAGCCGAGGUAUCGCCAGCUUUACGUGUGAAUAUACAUCUUCACGCAACACUGAUGAGGUUCGAGUGACAGUGCUGCGGCAGACAAAUGACCAGAUGACUGAGGUCUGUGCCACAACAUUCACAGUAGAGAAUGAGUUGACUUUCCAAGAUGAUCCCAUUUGCACUGGUACCUCCAAUGGAAGCAGAAUAAACCUCACCAUCCAAGGACUGAGAGCUGCUGACAUGGGGCUCUACUUCUGCAAGGUGGAGCUCAUGUACCCACCACCAUACCUUGUGGGCAUGGGCAACGGGACCCAGAUUUAUGUCAUUGAUCCAGAACCAUGCCCAGAUUCUGACUUCCUCCUUUGGAUCCUUGCAGUGGUUAGUUCAGGGUUGUUUUUUUACAGCUUCCUCAUCACUGCUGUUUCUUUGAGCAAAAUGUUAAAGAAAAGAAGUCCUCUUACAACAGGGGUCUAUGUGAAAAUGCCCCCAACAGAGCCAGAGUGUGAAAAGCAAUUUCAGCCUUAUUUUAUUCCCAUUAACUGAAAGACCAUUUGUGAAGAAGAAAAAGCAUAUUUCAAUCUGAACAAGUGAGGCAAUUUCAGCUUUUUGCUACCCAGCUAUUUUUAUUUUUUUGUGUAUUUUGGGGAGAGUUUGCCUCUCUUUAAUAUGAAUCUGGAUGCAGAAUUCAAAUUAAGUAUACUGCAAUUUAGAGCAAAGGACCAAGAAAACAGAAUUGGAAUAUUUCUGUUAUGCCAGAUCCAAUUUUAGUAAAAGUAUCACUUGGAAGCAAUAUAAGGGUGUAGCAUUAUGACGUAGGGUCAAGGAAAUGUUAGGGACUGACACAGUCCAAAGAAAGGAAG